Didymosphaeria variabile is the source of this 2715-nucleotide messenger RNA. RefSeq lists its product as uncharacterized. Bases 1 to 2715 code for a protein of 904 amino acids. The transcript is spliced from 2 exons. The record is from RefSeq and is a predicted model, not a curated record. Lineage: Eukaryota; Fungi; Ascomycota; Dothideomycetes; Pleosporales; Didymosphaeriaceae.
AUGUACUACUUGACCUUUAAGAUCGAGAAGGUGAAGUCCCAUCUUGGAAUCAUCCGCGACUACUGCGAGGCAGCGAAAGAAGAGGCAGAUUUGGCCUGGAAACUCAAUCAGGAUGACGUCAACUCCUUGUUGCAGCAAUCCAUUGGCAACAUUGAAAAGCAGAUGACAGAACAGCAGCUAGUGCUUUAUCGGCAAGAUCGUCUCCGUUUCAAAUCCUGGCUUACCCCGGUAGAAGUAGAUGACAGGAUGAAAUUCAUUUUGCGGGUUCGGACACCGGACACCGGUAACUGGAUCUUCAACGACCCGCACUUCCGAGCUUGGGCCUUUGGUGAUAGGCGAGGCAAGACUAACAACAAGCCACUGUUAUGGUUGUCUGCAGGCCCAGGUUUUGGCAAAUCAGUGCUCACAGCCUUUGUCACAAGUGACCUUCGCCGCUCAAACCCUACAGGAAUUGCAUACUUUCCGUGUAGCAGCAACGAAGCAGAUCGACGCAGCAUACCCGCGAUGCUACGCACGCUGAUUCACCAACUCUUCCGAGACGACGCCAUCACUGGCAAACCCCAUUACACAGUCACACCUGCCAACAUCAACCUCCAACAAGGGCUUCCUCAACCGAACAUGACGUCUUUGGUAGAUAUGUUCAAGUACAAAUCAUGGGAAGAGCCAAACAAAACGACUGUGCUUAUCAUCGACGCACUUGACGAAUGCCCCAAGACAGAAGAGAGUGAAGUCCAGAUAGAACAGCUGUUUACAUUAUUCGCCGAGCUGCCACCCAGUUGGAAGAUCAUGUUCACAUCUAGGCGCGCUCCGUGGUUUGAAGAGCUGCUUGAGGGACUCCCACAAGGGAAACUAGAGCGCCUUGUCAUGACCAAGAGGGACAACGAGCAAGAUAUCUACGCUUACACCCUUCACCAGCUUGACGAGAUGGCGAAAGCUAGUAAUUACAAAUGGCAAGACGGCUUCCGGCACGAGAUGGAGGAGUCGAUCGCACGCAAGUCGGAAGGAAUGUUUAAAUGGACAUACCUGGCACUGAAGACACUAGGUGGCUCGCGCAUCUAUCAAAGCGAUAUGGAAGAGGCACGGAAAGCCCUUGACAAAGUCCCGCCUGACCUUAAGGGUAUUUACGAGAAAGCACUCCGUGGUUUGUCAGAAGUCGAGGAUGAAACUACGAGAGAGGAUCUUACCAGCGCACUACGGUGGAUCAUCCGUGCCUAUCGUCCUCUCAAAGUCAAGGAGCUAGGCAUCGGUCUCGCUCAAGCCUUUGACGAGACCGAACAGAUCGACGACCUUCGCGAGAAACUUGAGCGUCAUCUUGGUGACCUUAUAUAUAUCGAUGCAAAAUCAGACACAGUUGGUCUGACGCAUACUUCCGCGAGAGAUUUCCUCGUCACCAGUCAGGAUAUCAAGGGCCCCGAUGGUAAAUCAAUGAUCCCGAAUCAAUUAGGCGAAAUUGACCGCGACAUCUUGCAGGCCUGUCUGACCUACUUGAACGAUCGCCAAUUCCUCGACGCCCAGCCAGGGGACUCUAAGACUCAAAAGGCUUUCAAUGACAAUCUGAUAGCAGAUGGGUUCUGGGAGUAUUCAUGUAUUGGAAUACUACAGCAUCUUGACGAAGUUUGCCGGACGCAGCAACUGGAUGAAAAAAUCAAGGUUCUACUCGACGUGUUCUUCCGGUCAGAUAAGAAUCAAGUCUUCUUGCGAUGGCUCCAGAUGUUCUGCUACCUUCGCUUCACCAACCGCAACGGCGCAGCUGAGGCAUACUCCACGCUGCUCGAUGCCCUGCUCGACAUGGAUUCUGGCGCAACCAAACCGCUUGCUAGCUUCUUGAAGCACAAGUUUCAAGAUGUUGUCGACCACAUUGGUUACUCGGCUGGCGGUCGCUUCCUCCGCUGGCAACGCUUCUUCACACAUGCCAUUUCUCCCUGCUUUAGUCCAACGCUACUAGCAUCGUUCUUUAACUUUCGCCCGGCGCUCGAGUUACUUGCGAAGGGAAACGAAACGUUGCACUACAAAAACAACGGAGCAAGAUGUGAUGCUGUAUACUGGUCCACAUGUGGCGACGCGCCGGAAGCACUAGCACUUAUGCUCAGUGACGAAUACAACCAUCGCUUCCCACAUUUUAAGGUUCCAACAAAUAACAGACAUGGGCUUGGGCAACCCUCGACGAUGAUUGAAGCAGUCUGGCUUCCGAUGGAAAUCAAGGCCCGUCCUGGCUCAUAUCCUGCAGCCAUCAUGCUUCUGGAUCAUGGCGCCCGCAUUUCUUGGGGGUUCGAGACAAUAGUGUUCGAGCAGCUUCCCGACACUGAGGGCGCUGGGGAGCUUGCAAAGAAGAUGUUACGGAUAAACCGAGCCUUUACUUUCUCCGACGACGCGGUAGGACGAGCCCUUCACUUUGCUGCUUUCACCGGCCAAUCCCAUAUGCUGUCGGCGUUUUGGGAGAGCAAGGACUUGCUCCGCAAUUUGGUAAAAGAAACUUUCCGGAAGGAAGAUGUGGACGAUAUUUUGAAGAAAGAUUCCUCUAUUCAAAAGCAGUUGGCGUUCGCCCGGUGGCGUGGCAUGAGUCCAAUGCAUCACGCGGCUGCCAAUGACGAUGCACAAUCAGUCCGGAUUCUUUGCCACAACGUGGCCAGAUUAGAUGACAUGAAGUGCAACUUUAACGCAUGGACUGUUAUGCAUGUACGUCGUCCUUACAACUUAUUAGAGAUGAAGUACUGA